GAGUUGUGAGUUCUUGCUUUGCCAGUCAGUGAUUGGCAGCUCAUCAGUCAGACAUGACGGACAGCGGGGUCUCUGGUGCCAGGCGCGGUCACCUCACGGCACUAGUGUUGGCCCGUGGGGGAAGUAAAGGAAUUCCGCUCAAAAACAUAAAGUUACUGGCGGGGAAACCGCUCAUCGCCUGGGUCCUCACGGCCGCCAUCGACUCGCUGAGUUUUGAUAGUGUUUGGGUUUCAACUGAUAGUGAUGAAAUUGAGAACGUGGCAAAACAUUUUGGUGCACAGGUGCAUCGGAGAAGUGCAGACGUUUCUAAAGAUACCACAUCGUCCCUGGAAACCAUCCAAGAAUUUCUGCUCCAUCACCCGGAGGUUGAUAUCGUUGGUAAUAUACAAGCAACGUCGCCUUGUCUACACCCGUCUGACCUAAGGAAAGUGGUAGACAUGAUCCGUAAUGAAGCUUAUGAUUCUGUGUUUUCUGUUGUGCGACAUCAUCUGUUCCGAUGGAAAGAAGUGAGAAAGCCAGGGGAGACGACCGUGUCGGAGAACUUUAAUACUUCACGUAGACCACGUCGGCAGGACUGGAGGGGCGAGCUGUAUGAAAAUGGAUCGUUUUAUUUUGCCACACGAGAAAUCAUCACGCAAGGACUAUUGCAGUCUGGAAAAGUAGCGUAUUACGAGAUGAAACCGGAACACAGUGUGGAUAUUGAUAUUGAUCUUGAUUGGCCGAUUGCUGAACAAAGAGUAAAAAGGUUCGGUUAUUUUGGAAAAAGCAAUCCGAAGGUGGUGAAGCUGUUGGUGUGUAAUAUUGAUGGCUGUCUGACAGAUGGCAAAGUCUAUGUGAAUUAUGACCAUGAGCUAAUCUCCUACAGUCUCAGAGACUUGGACGGCAUAAAAUUGUUAAUAGAUAACAAUGUGGAGGUCCGUUUGAUCUCCAGAAGGAACAUCAGCUCUACGUUAAUCUCUUCUCUAAAUUUGCCGUGCAAGGUGGAGCCAAAUGUUUCCGACAAAAAGGAAAUUGUUGAAAAAUGGAUGGCGGAGAUGGGCUUGACCGAAUGGACCCAAGUAGCGUACAUGGGGUGCGACUAUUCUGACGUGGAGUGCUUGAAGCUCGCUGGUACUAGUGGGGUCCCGGCAGAUGCUAGUGUGCCGGCAAAAAUGACGGAUAAUUUUGUUUGUAAAUAUAAUGGGGGCAACGGUGCUAUCCAAGAAUUUGCUGAGCACAUAAUCACACUUAUAAAUGAGCCUGCAAGCUAAGUGUGAUAAACACUAAGCCGUCAGUUAUUUCCAUCAUAAAGACAUUUUGUGGGGCGGCAGUAACAUUUUUCUUUUUUUUUAAUAGCUUUAAAAUCGAUUGAUCUACAAUCAAAGGUAUCCCAUACCUGUUUAUUUUUUAAAUUCAUCUUUAGUAGGACUGAGACACUUUUUUAUCAAGUAGAAUCAUUAUACAAUGUUGGCAGAUGAAGUUAUUGACAUGGGAUCAGCUGCUCCUUGCUGGGAUCACGCCUGGGUCUGUGUUCACCUGUUAUUUUUUUAUUUAUAAUAUGCCUCUGUAUUAAAGAGACAGCGCAGUGCAAAGCCGGCUCUUUGCCUUUAGACAUAGAGGGUCUUUUCUAUAUUUUAAUGCUAAUUUAUGUUGACAUAGGACAGUAACUGUAAUUUUAUCAGAAUGAAACGCUGCAACAAAACCGGUAAGAUCCGCUUUAGCUGUCACCAGACCAAUCAUUUUUUCAUAUUACACUUUUUUGGUCACAAAGAAUGGGCCACAUUCUGUACAAUAUGUAACGUGGAUGACCUGAUGCUCUGAUUCGCUGCUGGAUACAUAGAAAUAAAGAUGCCCGGCCAGUUCCAGAGCCACAGGUUGUUUCGUAUGUGUCCUGUACGGGCUGCUGGGGUUUCCCUGGUUGUUCCUUAUGUGUCCUGUACAGGCUGCUGGAGAUUCCCUUGUUGUUCCGUAUGUGUCCUGUACGGCCUGCUGGAGAUUCCCUGGUUGUUCCGUAUGUGUCCUGUACGGGCUGCUGGAGAUUCCCUGGUUGUUCCGUAUGUGUCAUGUAUGGACUGCUGGAGAUUCCCUGGUGGUUCCGUAUGUGUCCUGUACAGACUGCUGGAGAUUCCCUGGUGGUUCCGUAUGUAUCCUGUACGGGCUGCUGGAGAUUCCCUGGUUGUUCCGUAUGUGUCCUGUACUGACUGCUGGAGAUUCCCUGGUUGUUCCGUAUGUGUCCUGUACGGACUGCUGGAGAUUCCCUGGUUUUUCCGUAUGUGUCCUGUACGGACUGCUGGAGAUUCCCUGGUGGUUCUGUGUGUGUCCUGUACGGACUGCUGGAGAUUCCCUGGUGGUUCUGUAUGUGUCCUGUACUGACUGCUGGAGAUUCCCUGGUGGUUCUGUAUGUGUCCUGUACGGACUGCUGGAGAUUCCCUGGUUUUUCCGUAUGUGUCCUGUAUGGACUGCUGGAGAUUCCCUGGUUUUUCCGUAUGUGUCCUGUACGGACUGCUGGAGAUUCCCUGGUGGUUCUGUGUGUGCACUGUACGGGCUGCUGCAGUUUCCCUGGUGGUUCUGUAUGUGUCCUGUACGGGCUGCUGGAGUUUCCCUGGUGGUUCUGUAUGUGUCCUGUACGGGCUGCUGGAGAUUCCCUGGUUGUUCCAUAUGUGCACUGUACAGGCUGCUGGAGUUUCCCUGGUGGUUCUGUAUGUGUCCUGUACGGGCUGCUGAAGAUCCCCUGGUUGUUCCAUAUGUGCACUGUACAGGCUGCUGGAGUUUCCCUGGUGGUUCUGUAUGUGUCCUGUACGGGCUGCUGGCGUUUCCCUGGUUUUUUGUUUUAUAUUUAUAUUAUUUUUUUCUCCAAAUGGAGAUAGUUUUUAGGUUUGUUUAUUUUUAAUAAGAAAAUCUGCUGCACCUACAAAUACUUUGUGCUGCAAAUGUUUUACCUCAAUACUUUUUUUCUUGAAUAUGUUUUUCCAUUUUUAUUUAGAACUAUUACUUGUUUUUUUCUUACAGUCUGUUAAAGUAAAUACAACCCUGCGCCAGUUUCAUCUGCUACUUGACAUCUUGCUGUUUCCCCUAAAGUAACUGUUUUCAGCAAAUACUUAGGCGGCAAAUAUGCACAUUGUAUAUUUUUAGUACUAUUUUAUUUUUUUAUUUUAAAGGUAGUUUACAAAUCAUCUUGUUUACAUUAUUAUGUCAUUUUGAGCUAAGUACCUUAGGUUUGUUGGGAAUUUAAUUGUGUAAAAAUAAUGAACUCGUUGCUCCACACUGUAAUAUGUCCCAGAAUGCCCAGUUUCCUAACUAAAUGAUACAUUUGCAAACUUGCUACUUUGUCAUAGGAAUUGUUGUAAUGUGAUUGGUCAGUACAUGUCUAGGGGUUGUUUUUACUGAUUAUUUUAUAUGAGGGAUCUCUGUUCAAUCAGUUUUAUUAAUGUGUUUAAUGUAGAAGCUUUUGUUUUUCUUUUAAUUAAAAAAAAAAGUCAUUUUAUAAUUUAACAACUUAUUAUGCUGAUGUUUAGUGCUGAAGGAAUGAAGCUGUAAAGUGUAAUUCUGCUUGAAGGUACAAAUGUAAUAAAUUUUAUUUAAUCUCUAGAACAAA
This is a messenger RNA of Bombina bombina (fire-bellied toad), 3574 nucleotides long. Its product is annotated as N-acylneuraminate cytidylyltransferase. The record is from RefSeq and is a predicted model, not a curated record. Lineage: Eukaryota; Metazoa; Chordata; Amphibia; Anura; Bombinatoridae. The transcript has 8 exons. Bases 54 to 1250 code for a protein of 398 amino acids. Gene Ontology annotation, molecular function: N-acylneuraminate cytidylyltransferase activity.